AUGACGAUCACUCUGGACAUCAGUGAUAUAGCUGCCCCAGGUCCUCACGAUACGAACCUUGAAAAAAUCGCCGCCUCUCCAAAAUCACAGCUUCUAAGUGCAGAUGAGAGUUUUCAGAUCAUGGACUCUGAAUUUUCUUCAUUUCUCAAGAAUGUCAUGACUCCCUCAAUAGGUGAUGGAAGGCAUUCCUUGAGCCAAGUGGAUUGGUCAUGUGUUGAUCCGCUCCACCCCUUCGAACCGCUCCAAGGGCUGUUAGAUUAUACCACCAAGGAUGAUUUCGGGUUAGAAGACGUAGUAGCACACAACUUUUCUGCUCUGCCGCCCACGCCUUCUCUCUACUUUUCCCAGCCGUUCGCUACUGCUUUGGGGGAGGUCACACCCAACGUCACUGAGCCUGACCCAGACGGGAAGCACCUAACCUUGGGUAUCGAGGCGUACCAACAGUCUGCUCUGGGUCGCUGGGAGCCUUCAAACAACGACAAGGCGGAUACUGACAUGGAUUCGCUUUCCAUGCUUGGAACUAGUCCGCACAGCUCACUUUACGUCGCCCACCUGAAUGAUCACCCGGAGCCUCACAUAAACAAAUCAUUCCCCGCAAGCACAAGGGACCAAGUGCUAUCCAUGACGCUGGACAUAUGCAAACCAGAAAAAAAAUACCUCGUGACAAAGACUUUCCCUACCGCAGAGUUCUUCCUGCAACUGGUUCAACGGUACUUCGCAUAUGAUCGAUAUGAGGCACAUUCCUUCAUCCACGGACCAUCUUUCGAAUUGGGCCAGCAGGAACCAGAGCUCAUUACUUCCAUCAUUUCAGCAGGGGCGAUGCUGGUUGAUUCAAAGCCAUUGUGCGCACUCGGCCUUGCCCUACAAGAAGUGACGCGCCUGUCGCUGCCUGGCCGAUUUGAAGAAUCUAACAAGGUCUCAAGAAGCGUUUGGGCUAUCCAGGCUUUCAUCAACGAGAUCGAGGUUGCGGUCUGGAGCGGUAUCAAAAGAAAAAUGGAGAUUGGUGAGAGUCAUAGAAAUAUCCCUUUUACAAUGCUCCGCCGAGGUGGACGGUUUAGCACGCCCUCUGGGCCAUCUCCUUUACCAUUGCCUACCGAUGACGGUGAUUUUUUGCAACAAAAGUGGCUUGCUUGGGUGAAUCAAGAAAGUUGCAACCGACUGGUCUAUCGGUCCUUCAUCAUGGACAUCCAGAUCAGUAUGGCUUUCUGUACAGCCCCAAUCAUUUCAUUUUCGGAACUCAAAACACCGCUGCCUUGCGCAAGAUCUCUGUGGCUUGCCAGUGAUGCCGAGGAGUGGAAGUUCCUGUACCACAGCUCGCCACGGGAACUCCCCCCUCUGAGUUUAGUCGAGUAUCUCCGAAAUCCUACCGAGCUCGAUGAAGGUUGCUAUGAUGUAACUUUCUCUCAACUUAUCAUCAUCCAUGGCAUCUGGGGGAUGGCAUGGCAGUAUCUUCAACUACAUGAAGCACUCAACAAACCCAAAACCUCAAGUGCCGCGUUAGCUCUUCAGCAUCAAGAAAUUAUACGCAUCAUAGAUCAAUUCCAGGUCCACAUGGACGAGGAAUCAUCCCCGUGCGUAGAGGAACCACGCCUAAUGCUUGAGCUUGUGCAGCUGAGACUUCACAUCCCGUUUCACGAGGUGGAGAACUUUGCGGGCAAGGGCAGUGUUGAGGACGCGCGCCAGGCGCUCCCUAUUCUGCACGACUGGGUAGACACGCAAGAGGCGAGACAAGCGAUCUGGCAUGCCGGCCAGGUACUACGUGCAGCAGAAAAGUUCCGCUCCGGCCACCUACGUGGUUUCUUCGCCAUUGCCGUCUACCAAGCUGCCCUGGCCCUUUGGGUGUACAGCCUCGUGUCACAGGGCAAAGUCAGGGAUGGGAACAAUCCGGCAAUAUCUGUUCAAACAACAAAAGAUUCCGCAACUGUAUGUUUGAAUGGUCCAAGCGAGCUAAUGACUAGACGCUUUAUCUGCACGGGAAAACCUCCCUCUUGCGUACUACGGCCGGGUCGUUCGGUAGCUGGCCCGGCUUCAACUUCGGUACCCAUCCCACUUACAGACCCAGAAUCAAUAUCCUGUAUGGUGGCAGACAUGCUAGCAGACAAUUUUUCAAACUGCCAGGCACUUCCACCACUGGUAGAGAAUCUCCAGCAACUUCUCCGCCAUCUCGGGAGGGCAGCAACUACCGUCCAAGCAGGGUUCCCCUCGUCGGAGCUGUGGCCCACAUCCCGAAACGAGGGAUGA
Molecule: messenger RNA, 2241 nt
Organism: Clonostachys solani
Lineage: Eukaryota; Fungi; Ascomycota; Sordariomycetes; Hypocreales; Bionectriaceae
Source: the annotation of a GenBank genome assembly